UUUUGAGGAUAAAAAAAGUGUGUUUGUGUUGUGAUUGUGCUGUCUGCUGAAACCGCUAACAAGAAAGACUUUAUAAUUCCUGAGAGAAGGAGUGAAUGAGUAUUAUGCAUUAUUAUUAUUGAGUGGUGUUACGGAAGGCUGCCCUUUUUGCAGUGUUUCGACUUUGUAUCAAAGUGCACCCAGUUUUUGGACGCUUAGAUGAGGAAAUGAAAACAAAGUGAGAGUCCACUACGAACGAGGAGAGGAUAACCAAGUGCAGGUCGGCGAUUUAAAAUAGAGAGACACGCAUUUGCUUCUUGGUUGGCGAGGGAUUGAGUCAGGACUCGAGUGAGUGAAGAACAGACGCCGUGUGCAGUUCGACCAGGCACGAUCUCUGAAAGAGUGCAGUGAUUUAUUGGAAAUUAGUUAGUGUAUUAAUUGGAAAUUAUUGUUGGACAAAUUGUGAAUGAAGAUAUUUUUGUGGUGAUCUGAAAACAGUGGGAAUUAUGAGAAACGCCAAGGGGAGGAAUAAAGAACGUCGGACAGGGGGACGAAUACUGGUUGUUGGAGUGGUACUCUUGACCCUGUGUAUCCACUCGAGCGACGCAUUCAUCAAGGCCGCGAUCGGUCUUCGGAUCGGGUACAGUCCGACUGAGAAAGGUUACGGCCAACCCCUCCAACUUAACGGCCUGCACUCGAAGAAUCCUGCCAUCAAGGGUCAGUUCCUGACUGGGGUGCAUGACACGCCCCCACAUGGAAAAAGUGCUGGAGUUGAGGCUAGUCCGGCACACGGUGGUGCGAGAGGGAGUGGAUUGCUCCAUCACCUCAAAAUCUUAGGGGUCAAUUUGUACCUUGGUGGGCCCAAGCCGUCCCACCACGGGGGAGGAGGAGGUGGAGGUACAAAUAACGGGGUGCAUGGUCACACUCAUCCCGUGACUCCACAAUUUGUUGGACGACCUCCGACAAAUCUGCAGCCUGGAGGAGGAGGUCUGGGUGGAGCACAACCACCACCACCAGUAUUCCCUCCGCAUCAUGGAGGUCACCAAGGUCAACUGGGAGGAACAUCUCCUGAGGAACGCCACCGUGACCUUCUGCGUGGUCAAGGUCCACGAGGUCAAUAUUCUUCGCUGCCUCAGGUUGGAGGAGAGCUGAGGGGGAUCGAUGAGCAGAAUGAGAUUGGUGGGGGGUCCGGCUACUCCUUCCCCGCUGGUGGUGGUGGGGGCGGCAGUGCUGAAGUUUUCCAACCUGCGGCCAGUCAGUAUCCGACGUACCAUCACAAUUUGAACGUGCUGCAAAAUCCGAAUCAGAAAGGCCCCUUCUUCACCCACGCCACUCCUCCACUUUUACCGCAUCAACAGCAGCAGCAGCAACAUCACCAUCAGUUGGGACCACUUCAGAAUGUACAACACCAACAACCACGCCCACAACAUGCAGGUCCUCCUCCACCCCCUCUACGCCAAGGAUUCUCGCUCGCCUCCCUCAUGCGUGGGCCCCAGUGGACGUCUCGACCACGAUUAUUCCGAGUACCCUUGGUGCAAUUUGGCCGGUCGCAUCCACCACCACCACCGCAAAUGAGUGGUCCCAUGAUCCCGGCGCAAUCGUCCUCCUCCCCCAGAGUCCAGUACUCGACCCUGUUCUCCACCAACCCCACCAACGCACCCCCACCACAACAUCAACAGGUCUUCGUCAUGCCCACGUCCGCCUCAUCGAUGCCCCACUUCAUCCAUCCCGCCCCCCAACAACACGACCAACCACCACGCCCCUUUUCCACGUAUCCGUACGCCCCACACCCACAAAUGCCCGGGUUUCCGCAGCAGCAGCAACAAAUCCCGAUGGGCGGAGGAGGUGGUCAAAGUUACGCAUCUUCCAACUACUUUCCCACCACGCUCAACUCAUCCCCUCAAAACAUGAACCCUUUCCUCCAGCAACCACACCCACAAGCGCAAACCAUGCCCAACUUUGGGCACCACCAGAACGGCCGACCUGAAUUCCACCAUCAAACUCCACCCCAACAAAAUGACUUCUACCAACAACAACCUCCCCCUCAAAACAACAACAAUAACGAGUACAAUGAUGAGUACUCUCGUAGACCAUCUGGGAUGCCGGACGACAUGCGUCCCCCGCCCGGCUUCGAAUACUCGCAUACCGACUCCUCUCCCAUCGUCUCGAUGGGAAUGACGUCCUAUGACGACCCACCCGUCAUGAUGGAUGACAACAAUCGUCCAGGAGACCACAAACAACGAGAAGAGGUUGAGGCGUCCCCACCCCGACAGAACAACAACCACCAGCAACAGGGUAACCACAAUUUUGAGAGUGCUCUUCCUGAAGGGAUGCGAGAAAUCAGUCAGGACGAGUACAAUGCUUUCCUCACCGCACCCACAAAUAUUCACACGUCGCAUGUCUCCACCCAAGUCAUGCCUCCAAGCCCGCCUAUUCAACAUCCAAGGAGCUACGACCCCUUCCUUCAACAACAACAGGGUCACAAGAGCACGCCUCGAAGUGGGCACUUAACGCGAAGUCUGCUCCACUGGAACUCCCUGCUGGACAAGUAUCCUGCAGCAGGGGGCAUAAAGAGGGAGAUUUCUCGCAGUUAUGAGAUGGUGGAUUCCGACACGCAGGGAACGCAAGCCAGCCCCACCAUCGCUGUCCCCACCGAGAAGGAGAAGGUGCCCCCAAAGAAAAGACUCGGCGUCCAUAUUCGAGCUAGAAGGACGACCACGACGACAACGACGACGGCGGCCACACCAACCAAGACGACAGCCAAUAAUAUUACCCCCGCUCAACUGACAACUAAUUAAUUAAUAAAUAGUAUAUGUAUCAAUUAAUAAUUAAUUCCUUCUUACUUGCGUCCCUCUAUUUAAAUUCAACCUUUCCUCGUUUUUUUAUUUUGCUAAAUUGUCCUUCACAUUUAUCGUAAAUAAGCUAGUCAUUCACAGAUUUACUACUUAACUAAAUCCGUUGUAUGCAUAAAAUUAUGAGUAAAUAUGUACGUAAGUUGCUUAUAAAAUAAUAAUUAAACCAACUUUUACUUUUUUUACUCGAAUAAAGAAAAAGGUGGGGAAGCAUGAUGCCAUAAAA
Molecule: messenger RNA, 3057 nt
Organism: Folsomia candida
Lineage: Eukaryota; Metazoa; Arthropoda; Collembola; Entomobryomorpha; Isotomidae
Product: trithorax group protein osa
Exons: 6
Coding region: 486-2777 (763 amino acids)
Source: RefSeq, a predicted model, not a curated record